AUGUCAAUCAUAAUAUCACAUGUUGAGGACUAUGGUCUUCAUGAGGUGUACGACAUCAAUGGCAAUGACCUGCAGGACCUAGUCAAUUUGCCAAAGGAUCCAAAGCAACUGGAGGCAAUUGGCGGUGUGAAUGGACUGGCACAAAAGUUGCGAUCUUCAACCACCGAUGGUUUGCAGAAGAAUGCCAAUGCAUUGUCAUCAAGAGCUGAAACGUUUGGAAAAAACGUUCUGCCCGAUCCUCCCAUGGACUCGUUGUUUACCAUCAUGAAAGAUACGCUCAAGGAUGAGACUUUGAUCAUCCUGAUCAUUGCUGCCGUGGUCUCCAUUAUCUUGGGCUCAAUCAAGUACACCUCGGAGAACCCCAAGACUGGAUGGAUUGAGGGUGUGGCCAUCCUAUUCGCUGUGAUCAUCGUUACAAUCGUCACUUCAAUCAACAACUUCAAGAACCAACAACGUUUCCAGGACCUCAACAAGAAGUCAUCGGAUCGCCAGGUCAAGGUGGUGCGUGCCGGUGAGCAAUGUGUUAUCUCGGUAUUCAACCUGUUGGUCGGUGAUGUCCUGAUGGUGGACACUGGUGAUAUUGUAUGCACCGAUGGUGUGUUCAUUGACGGCCACUCCAUUGUCUGUGACGAAUCCUCCAUUACUGGUGAGUCUAACCCAAUCAAGAAGGGUCAUGACAGCCAGGGCUUUGACCCACUCUUCAUCUCUGGUACCAUUGUCCAGGAGGGCUUUGGCAAGAUGAUGGUCACCGCCGUAGGUGUCAACUCAAUCAAUGGCAAGAUCCUCAUGUCUCUUCGCACUGAGACCGAGGACACCCCAUUGCAGGAGAAGCUUGGAGAGCUUGCCGACAGGAUCGGAAAGUUUGGUCUGGGUGCUGCCGUUUUGUUGCUGCUCAUCGUCAUCCCCAAGUAUUUCCUCCAGCUUAAGGUUGACGAUAUCCCAAUUACCACAGAGUGUCUUAGUGAUAUUACCAAGAUCGUCGUGUCAGCCAUCACCAUCGUUGUGGUCGCCGUACCAGAGGGUCUGCCACUGGCCGUCACUGUCGCUCUGGCCUAUGGUAUGCUCAAGAUGUACAAGGAGAACAAUCUCGUGCGUAACAUGGCGUCGUGUGAGACUAUGGGAGGUGCCACCACCAUCUGUUCAGACAAGACUGGCACACUCACCACCAACCAGAUGACUGUUGUGGCUGGACAUAUCUCCAAGCUCUUUGAGAACGUUGACCACAACGUCAAGCACAACAUUCCAGCUCAACUUCACUCAAUCAUUGUUGAUGGUAUCUGUCUCAACUCCAACGCCUACGAGGGUGUCUCAACCACUGGCCGCACAGAGUUCAUUGGUAGCAAGACAGAGUGUGCACUUUUGAAGUUUGUUCAGCUCUUUGGAGCUGACUACCAAACGAUCCGUAGUACUUCCAACAUCAAGAAGCUCUAUCCAUUCACAUCGACUCGCAAGCGCAUGGCCGUUCUAGUCGAGUUGGGCAACGGUCGCUACAGACUCUACGUCAAGGGUGCUUCUGAGAUCAUCCUCGGUCGUUGCUCCACCUACUUUGAUGAGAAUGGCAACGUUCAACAGAUGGGCAACGAUGCCCGUCGCAUCUAUGAGGACACAAUCAACAGAUUCGCCACUGACACUUUGAGAACCAUUGGUCUGGCCUACAGCGACUUUGACCUCAGUCAGAUUGACCUCGAGAGCGCUGAUGAGCCAAGCCAGAACUUGUGUUUCAUUGGUGUGGUCGGCAUCCGUGACCCAAUCAGACCAGAGGUGCCACACGCUGUUGCACAGUUCAAGAGAGCCGGUGUCAUUGUUCGCAUGGUCACUGGAGACAACCUCAUCACUGCACAGAACAUUGCCAAGAAGUGUGGUAUCCUCUCCAGCAAUGGUGUGUGCCUCGAGGGACCAGAGUUCCAGAGAAUGACCAACGACGAGAUUGACAGAGUGCUUCCUCGUCUCCAGGUGUUGGCCCGUUCCUCGCCAUUGGACAAGAGAAGAUUGGUCGAGCGUUUGAAGGAGGCUGGUGAAAUUGUUGCCGUCACUGGAGAUGGUACCAACGAUGGUCCCGCCCUCAAGAUGGCACAUGUCGGAUUCUCAAUGGGUGUCACUGGUACCGAAGUGGCCAUUGCCGCUUCUGACGUUGUCUUGCUAGAUGAUAACUUUGCCUCGAUUGUCCGUGCCCUGCUCUGGGGCAGAAACAUCUACGACUCCAUCUGUAAAUUCUUGCAGUUCCAGCUCACCAUCAACAUUGUAGCCGUGAUUGUUGCACUCGUUGGUAACAUCUCUGGCAAUGGUGAGUCACCUCUUACUGUUAUCCAGUUGCUCUGGGUCAACCUCAUCAUGGACACGUUGGCCGCUCUGGCACUGGCCACCGACCCACCCCACGAGGGUCUGCUCGACCGUCCACCACGUGGAAAGGAUGCACCACUCAUCUCCCGUACCAUGUGGCGUGACAUCCUCGGUCAGGCUGCCUUCCAGCUCUGUGUUCAAUUCUUCCUGUUGUACCGUGGUGCCGAGUUCUACAACAACAUCCUAGGAACAGAUAUGCCAGAUAAUGGAGUAGAGCACUACACCAUGAUAUUCAACACCUUUGUAUUCCUCCAACUCUUUAACGAGAUCAACUCACGUGUACUUGGAAACUCUCUCAACAUCUUCAAGCACAUCUUUAACAACCCAUUGUUCAUCAUCAUUUGGUUCGUGACGAUUGGCAUUCAGAUUGUCUUUGUCACCUUUGGAGGAGAAGCCACUGCCACAGUAAAGUUGAGCAUUGCAGAGUGGGGCAUUUGUGUCCUGACUGGAGUGAUGUCAUUGCCACUUGGAUUCUUGUUGAGAUUGAUCCCAAUCAAGAAUGCACAAGUUGAGCGUAGUAUGGACAGUGAGAGUACUCCAUUGUUCAGCAAGUCCUCAACCAGAUACAGCGAGGUGUAA
Molecule: messenger RNA, 2919 nt
Organism: Acytostelium subglobosum LB1
Lineage: Eukaryota; Evosea; Eumycetozoa; Acytosteliales; Acytosteliaceae
Exons: 3
Coding region: 1-2919 (972 amino acids)
Biological process (GO): calcium ion transmembrane transport
Cellular component (GO): membrane; intracellular membrane-bounded organelle
Molecular function (GO): ATP binding; ATP hydrolysis activity; P-type calcium transporter activity
Source: RefSeq, a predicted model, not a curated record